Molecule: messenger RNA, 2080 nt
Organism: Menidia menidia (Atlantic silverside)
Lineage: Eukaryota; Metazoa; Chordata; Actinopteri; Atheriniformes; Atherinopsidae
Source: the annotation of a GenBank genome assembly
UUUUACGUUUCUGACGUGCCAUUGCAGCGUACGCACGUUUGACCAAUCAGAGACAUUGUGCGUCAAAACACUUCCGCUUUGCUCUCCAACCUGCCUUUCCACCAGAGCGCCCGGUGUGAGCAGAUAGUCCAGGACCGAACACCACGUAGCCCGUAGGCUAAUAAGAGACUGAAAGAUGCCACCAAAAAAGACAGAAGCCCCCAAACCACCUCCCUUAAUCGGACGUUUUGGAACCUCUUUGAAAAUUGGAAUAGUUGGAUUACCUAAUGUUGGGAAAUCUACCUUUUUCAAUGUGCUGACUAAAAGCCAAGCAGCUGCAGAAAACUUCCCGUUCUGCACAAUUGAUCCAAAUGAGAGCAGGGUGCCUGUACCUGAUGAGCGCUUUGAUUUCCUCUGCCAAUACCACAAGCCAGCCAGUAAGGUCCCAGCUUUCCUAAAUGUUGUGGACAUUGCUGGUCUUGUAAAGGGAGCUCAUUCAGGACAGGGACUUGGAAACGCCUUCCUGUCCCACAUCAGUGCAUGUGAUGGUAUCUUCCAUAUGACUCGUGCAUUCGAUGAUGAGGACAUCAUCCAUGUGGAGGGCAACGUCGACCCCGUGAGAGACAUUGAGAUCAUCCACGAGGAGCUGCGGCUAAAGGACGAGGAGAUGAUCGCGCCAAUCCUUGACAAACUGGAGAAAACGGCCGUCAGAGGAGGAGACAAAAAACUCAAACCUGAAUUUGACAUCAUGUUGAAGAUAAAGAACUGGGUGGAGGAGGAGAAGAAACACAUCAGGUUUUACCACGACUGGAAUGACAAAGAGAUUGAGGUACUUAACAAAUACCUGUUCCUGACCUCAAAGCCUAUGAUCUACCUGGUCAAUCUCUCAGAGAAAGAUUACAUCAGAAAAAAGAACAAAUGGCAGGUUUUCCCUCCAUUACAUGUGCUGACCAAAAUAAUAAAGACGGGCUACGCGGCGCUGCAGCUGGAGUAUUUCUUCACAGCGGGGCCAGACGAGGUGCGAGCGUGGACCAUCAGGAAAGGGACCAAGGCUCCCCAGGCUGCAGGAAAGAUCCACACUGACUUUGAGAAAGGCUUUAUCAUGGCUGAGGUGAUGAAAUACAGUGACUUCAAAGAGGAGGGCAGCGAAACUGCAGCCAAGGCUGCUGGAAAGUACAGACAGCAGGGCAGGAACUACACUGUGGAGGACGGUGACAUAAUUUUUUUCAAAUUCAAUACUCCCAACGCACCCAAAAAGAAGUAAUGGGACCACACGGUGAACGGGGGAGUAACUCAGAGUACAGUUCAGUCAGGGAGGACCUGUAGAGCUGCACACUGUCUGCUGGGUUUCAUUCUUUCCUUUGCGGUUUGGAGAAUAAUCUUUGGUUUGAGUGAAGAGUUCUCUUUGAUGAAAUCAAAAUUAUUUCUCAGAUUUUCAAGCCAAACCUUUAUUGGAACAAACUAUACUUUGUUUUUUAUAAUGUCAAGACACUUUUCAUUAUUUUCAUAGCUCAUGGUGCCACUUUUGGUGGGUUUUCCUCUUUUUUCUGCAUUAGUUCAAGUAUUAGAAACCAUAUCAUCUGUCAUUAGUUGACCCCAAUUUAUUUUUUUUUAUCCUAAAAGUGUUAAACUCAUCUUAAGAUGAAUUAAUUUCAAGGUUUUAAGUCUACUACAAAUUAAAUCAAAUUUAAGAAAAGUAUUGAAUACAUGGUCUGAGAGUUUCUCCCGAACUUGUUCCUUCAAAGAAAAGAAUGAAAGCCAUCACUGUGUUUUGCUGGGAUCAGAGCUCAACUGUACAAUGAGCUGGAGAUGUUGUUUUAUAAAAGAGCAAGGCAGGCCGAGCUGACAGUGCCUGAUCGGACCCCUGAGCUUAAUUCAGAUUAUAUACAAUGCUUUUAUUGACUUUUGGGUUAGUUAAAAUUGUGGAAGACCUGGACUGCACAACUACAAAACAGCUUCACAACCUCACUUCAUUCAUUAUUUAGUCACCAUGGCCUCAAGGCACACUGGACUAAAGUUUGAAUCUUUUAUCUGAAGGGAGCAAAGGAAGAACAAAUGUCAUCCUCAUCAAUAUGCACGUGUCAAUAAAAGGAGAAAAGUC